AUGUCAAAAUGGUCUAUACUCCCUCUUCCAAAUGGCAACAACACCCCUCAUCUCCUUUAUAAAUACGUCACAAGCAAGUCAGGUUGCGAAAUUUACUUGACAGAUCUGGCAUACAUAUGGUCACAGAGCCUAAGCCGCAGAGAAAUCUUAAAUAUCGCAUCCAAAUAUAAUACCAGCAUUGACCCGAGCGAAGAUGAGGAACAGUAUUUUGUUCUUCUGGAGAAAAUUGCAGAUGCGCUCCGAGGGUCCGGGGGCAGCUCGAUAUCAUUGACGAGAGGCCCUGGAAACGAAGAUCUCAAGCUCAUCACAUCAACAAAUCUACCCCCUCCAUUGGAUCCUUUAGAGUGGACGUUUAGCCUUUUGCAGCUGCCCCCUGUUACUUUAACUAAACACAUCCUGCUUCCAAUUUUAAAGGGGGAGGCGAAUCAUGAAGCUCGUGUUUUGUCCCUGAUAGACCAUAUAAAGCAGAAAGACUGGACUCUUAGCAAGUUAUUUGACAAAAUAGAGUCUUCUGGGAUGGACUUGAGCACAGUGUUCCCUGGCAUGGGAAGCGUACGGCUGUCUCGAAAAGAAUCCAUAUAUUCUCAAGCGUCGAAACACAUUAAAGGCGCUGCACCAUUUGACGAAGACUCAUGGAAGCUUGAGUACCAAGCUAAGGAUGCUGAUUAUAAUCUGGGAGUUCACAUUGCGAAGGAGCUUUCGGGCCCGUUAGUUGAGCUACCAGCCGAUGACUUCAUUCUCGAAAAUUGGUGGGAUAAAUUAGGCGAAGGAGCUAUUAACAAGCCAAAAAUAGCAACCAAGGGCAAAUCUCAGGAAGACCUCACACCGAGGAAAUCACCCUCCCUAGCGGAACUGAAGGACAAAGAGGAAGAGGCUACCCAAAGUGAUGAUACUGAUGAAUUUCAGACUAUGGAAACACCCCAAAGGCUGAAAAGCCCCAGCCGCAAACAGAGUAGGGAGUCUUCCAAAAGCAAUCUCCAAAGACUUUCUAGUCCCACUGGGAAUAGGGCUAACGAAUCGGAUCACGAUUUAACAGAAGGAAGUUCUUCACCUGAAUUUCCUAAAUCCAAAUCAAAAACCAAACGAAUGGGAACCACUGGGGUUCACACCAAACAUGAAAAGGAGUCAUCUGCACCAAGUUCAGUGGAAACCGCUACGUCUGAGGAUGGAGAUCCGCGUCCACACCAACAGCACGGGCCAAAGGCCAAGGGGCUCGGAACUAUUGGCGGUAAACAACCGACAAAGCGAAAGCAAUCACCCGUGGAAUCAUCAGAAUUCACAAAAUCUGAAGACUCUGAGUCUGUGGCAAAAGUGGUAUCAAAACCGAAAGCCAAGGGCUUGGUUGGAAUGAUCGGUGGGAAGAAAACUCCCAAGAAACCGAGGCAAGAAACACCAAUAGAAUCCACAGCAUCGGACGUUUCUGAUGUUACAAAAUCAAAGCGAAAGCCAAAACAAGCCGAAAGCCCCAUAGAUUCUGAAGGCGUUCCUACCGCAUCGGAACAUGAGACUGAAGAAUCAAUUUCACCACCAAGCAAACGAAAACGGUUAGGUCAUAAGGAACCCACGGGAUCACCCCCUACAUUAAAACAACAACUUAGGUCCGGUAAUGUGGGUGGAAUAGGUCAGAUCGGCGGCAAUCAGAAAAAGAAACAGCCCGAGAUGAUUGACGUAGCAAAAAGAAGUGACAAGAAUGACGACACCGAAGAGGAAACAUCACCAGAGCCCCGUCAGACCUCAUCAAAACCCAAACGACCAGGUGGCAAACUAGGUAUAAUUGGUGGUCGUAGCAGGCCGGCACCAACAUCCCCGCCAGCCAGUGACGACGUAAACCGAGCACCGGGUGGAGAACUGUCGGAAUCACCAGUACCCUCUACGAGUGGAAAGCCCACGAUGGCCACGUGGGCGUCGAAGCAGCCACCAGUGAUUCCGGAGGAGAAAGAAAAAGAAGCUGAACAGGAAAAAAUUGAAGAGACUCUUGAGGAACGGGCAAAUCGCAAAAGGCAGGAGUUGAGGAAGCAGUUGGAGGCUAGGAAUAAAGCUGGCGGCGCCGGUGGGCCGGCGAAGAAGAAGAGACGGUUUUAG
Paracoccidioides lutzii Pb01 is the source of this 2082-nucleotide messenger RNA. RefSeq lists its product as hypothetical. Gene Ontology annotation, cellular component: DNA ligase IV complex; nucleus. The record is from RefSeq and is a predicted model, not a curated record. Gene Ontology annotation, molecular function: DNA end binding. The transcript has 2 exons. Bases 1 to 2082 code for a protein of 693 amino acids. Gene Ontology annotation, biological process: double-strand break repair via nonhomologous end joining.